AGAUGUGAAAUGCGGCGCGAGACGUGAAAGCUUCGAAAAACUUAUUAUGAGCGACUAGCGAGACUCAGUUGAAAUCAACGUGCGUAACGGUGGUGUGUGAGAGUGCGUGAUUUUUUUUAUUUACACAUGGUUUGUUGGAUUUUUUAUUUAUUGGAAAAUAUUCAAAAGGAUAUCGGUCACUGAAAUUAUGAUAUUAUUUUUGUAAGGUUAGGAAUACAAUAGUAGUAAGUACUAUUUUUAUACGAAAACAUAACAGUACAAAAUCCAGAAUAAAAGUACAAAAAUUUCUAUACAAAUCUCAGAGGAAAAUCAGGUUUACCAUAAUGACAAUAAAAACAUCAAUUUUUCUAUGACUAUUUUUUAUAGAAGACAGUUUAGAAAACAAAAACGCCAUGAUUUUAAGUUAACAAUGCAGAUUGUAUAUGAUGAGUGAAACCCUGAGUCAGGAUCCAGAUGGGCUGGGGGCCGCUUACACCACCCUAGCUCCAUCGUAUCCCCCCACACCCGCGACUCCUAGUUCCACCAUACAGGAAGGGCCACCGGGAGCUAAUCUACCUCCGUUCUCGACGUUUUCCGCCGACAUGGAUUCCGGUGGAUCUUUUAGUUCCGUAUCAGAUCGUUUGUUUAGUGAUGCUAGAUUGUUAGACAUAUCAAACUGGGACUAUUAUACGGAAGCUAGACUUUUAGAUCGAGGUGAAAACGCCUUAUCGAUAAUAACAUCUCAACCGCAAUACCGACCGUGGGAAUCGAAACCGGUGGACGCGUCCACAUCCACUUACGCCACCACGACACCAGUUAAUACUUUAGCCGAAGCUUUCGCUCAACAAAACGGCGCUUCCAAAUUACCUUCAUUCCAAUCUCAAUUCCAAUCGUUUAACGAAACCGCAACUACCACAGAACCAACUCUAACAACUCUAACUAACUUAACUCCAGUUUCUCCUAAUUCUUCUAGUCCGCAAAGUCAUACUUUAACUACUUUGAAUUCGAAUUUCCAUACUUUAAGUGCUAGGAAUUAUCCUUUAGUACCUGCUCCGAUACAAGCUAGGGAAAUACCUUCCAUUCAACAACAAUUUUUAGACGAAAGACAUAUUCAAUUAUACUCCCAUCCACCUACCAAUAUUACUUUGAAUAAUACCUUACACCCGACUUUUUUGAACAGUCAAAACGGAGCUAUAAUCCAAAAUAAUCAACUGAUUUCAUCACCUACGGUAGUUACUGUACUAAAAUCGGAACCGGAUAUCAAAUUAACGACUUUACAAGAUUCCAUUAAAAUCCAAAACGUCGGUCUUCAUCCUACCCAAUUCCAAAAUCCCAUGACUCAAAUCCACACCAACACGGACGCCGGAUUGUAUAACGGCGUCGAGAAAAAAAUUAACGGUAACAUGAAUUCGCCCACGCGGAAUGAUUUUAGAAAAAAAGAAAGACGGAAAAUUCGCGCUUCGAGUUUGGAAAGCUCGGUGGAUAGUGACGGGGCGUCCAGUAAUAUGGAUAUCGGUUCGGAAAAUUCGGGACAAGUGGCGGCUAUAUCGAGUACCGCCGGUUUUAAAACGCACCAAAUGCACGUUAAUAGUUCGAUAGAUAUGGAUACGGAUAUAAGUGGCGGUAGCGUCGAUAAACAGGUGAAGAAAAAGCGGAAACGGUGCGGUGAAUGUGUCGGAUGUCAAAGAAAAGACAAUUGUGGUGAUUGUGCCCCGUGCAGGAACGAUAAAAGCCAUCAGAUUUGCAAACAGAGGCGAUGCGAAAAAUUGACGGAGAAAAAGAACCUCUAUCAAGAUGGUUUCCUACGUGGUGAAUCGCGAAGAGGGAGGGGCAAAGGAAGAGGUGGAGCGAGCUACCGUGGUAGGAAACCCGCUGGAUCAGGAGCGCCUUUAGGGGGUGGUCCAAGUCUAGUUUCGAACGAAUCGAACGGUAGUUCGGUAGUUACCCCCUCGGUACAACCACCUUCGAGACCGAGUCCACAACCUACCCAAGUGCAACAAUCAAUGCCCGUCCAACAACAACCAAUGACUCCAAUGCCUUUUUACGCCGAUCCAAAUCGAUUCCCCACUCCCGUAUGGCAAGCUGAUCCGUCGCAAGGUUGGCCCCAAGGUCAGUUUAUUCAACAAAUUCCGGCUGCCGGACAACCGAUCGAAACUUACCAACAAUACCCGAACGGAAUAUACCAGGCGACGUAUCAACAACCCGCUUUCGAAACUAAUACCUUUUAUACGGGGGCCGUUCAAGUUUUAACUAAUACAAGACCACCAAGCGCACCGAAUCAACAAGUGCAGUUGGCACCGCCGCGUCCAAACUCGAAUUAUUCCCAUACACCGAGUCCUAAUCCAGCUCAACAACAACAACAACAGCAGCAAACGAAUAACGGAAGACAGUAUCAGGAAUACAGCAUACAGGGCAAUCAACAAACUUCGCAACAGAAUUUCCUACAAGGUGCUACCAGUGGAUCGGAUAAUAACCAAACUGGUACGAAUUCAAGACCGAGUUCAGUGAAUUCGAUAAUGAAUCCUCCAACUCCGAAUCCGAAUUUCAGUCCUCAACAACAACAACAACAAUCAGCUCAACAAUCCAACAACACGUAUACCCCCAUAACCAACUUCAGUCCGAAUUACGUGAACGCCAAUUCGGGAAACGCGCAGCCUGGGUACCCACAAGUGAACAACAGCAGUCCGCAGCUAGAUUCACACAGCUCUAGUGGUUAUCCAGGCCAGGAACAAUACAGCGGACAACAAUGGCAAAACGACGGUCAAAUAAUCUGGGAACAACAAGUCAAAAUGGAACCGAACUACGAACCACACCAAGAACAAACUAAUAAUCAAUACCUGCAACAACAGAACGAUAAUAAUAAAAUGGACGACGUACAAGCUACCAAAACAUUUUCCCAAGCCGAUAAAGUUAACCUUAAUACAAGAAUAAAAACGAUGAUACUCAAUAAACAACAAGAAAAUAACAAAAUGGAAGAUACCAAAGAACAAAAUUCGACCGGUCAUUUUUUAUCGUAUAGCCACCAUCAUCGCUUAACAAAUUCGUUAAGCGUUGAUGGUGGCGUCAAGAAUCGAUUCGAUUCGUUCAAAUCCGCGAUCAACGUCGUCGAUUCAUCUCAAAUCAGAUCGGUACAAAUGGAAGAAACGCUCAGAGAGCUUAAGGGAAAACGAAACAGAAACUUCACUACCUCGACUCCGGUUAAAAAUAUGUCUCAGGAUAAAUGUAGGCAAUUGGGUAUGGAGAUACCCAGUUGCAAGUGCUUUCCUUUGGACGGAGCGCCCCCCGAACCGGGUACAUAUUAUACUCAUUUGGGGUGCGCUAAUAAUUUGAAAAGUUUGAGAUACGAUCUGGAAUGUAGGACUGGCGUUAAGGGAGUUUCUAUUCGGAUAGAGAAGAUCAGAUAUACCGGUAAAGAAGGAAAAACGGCGCAGGGGUGUCCUAUUGCCAAAUGGGUGAUACGUCGUCAAAACAAAAACGAAAAAUACUUGGUAAUCGUCAAACAACGACACGGUCACUAUUGUCGUUCGGCUUUUAUCGUAGUAUGCCUCGUCGCGUGGGACGGAGUGGACCAAGAAAAUUCCGACGAACUUUACAACCUCCUCUCUAACAAACUCAACAACUACGGUAUUCCGACUAAGCGCCGAUGUUCGACGAACGAUCCUCGAACGUGCGCCUGUCAAGGUAUCGACGAAACCACGUGCGGAGCUAGUUACACGUUCGGUUGUUCGUGGUCGAUGUAUUACAACGGCUGCAAAUUCACCAGAUCCAAGGAAGUGAGAAAAUUCCGUUUGACCGAUAAACAAGAAGAAGCGAUAAUCGAAGAUAAACUUCAAAAUUUAGCCGAUCACAUCAGUCCGAUUUAUCGAUCGCUGGCGCCGCAAUCGUUCGAAAAUCAAAUCCGUUACGAAAACAUCGCAUCCGAUUGCCGUUUGGGGAAAUUACCGGGUCGACCUUUUUCCGGAGUGACGGCUUGUUUGGAUUUUUGCGCGCACGCUCACAAAGAUUUACAUAACAUGAUCGACGGAUUAACCGUAGUCGUUACUUUAUGUAAACAUAGGGGUUUGGAGAAACCGCCCGAUGAACAACUUCACGUUUUACCCCUGUAUAUACCGGAAGAUACCGACGAAUUUAAUUCCAAGGAAAACCAGGAAAGGAAAGUUGAAAUUGGCGCCAUAGAAGUUUUGGAAAAAUACACUUGCGAAGUUCGUACCUCUUCCACUCCGGCCGAAAAAUGCGUAAUAAGAAGAUCCAAAAAAAACCAAGGAACGAAAAAACCAAAAAAAAAAUCUUCGACACCUGAAUCGCCAUCUUCCUCGAAAUCAUCGACGUCUCCAUUAGGUACUAAUGAAGUGCAAAGUAAUCAGAUAACGAGUACCGUAUCCGGUUAUCCUAAUAAAACGAUAUCGAGGUACGAAACUUUUUCUGACAGUAGUAAUAACAGUUCCUCUUCUUCUUCUUGGUAUUCUUCAAUAAACGAUUGUUUAUACGGUAAUAGCAGUUACGUUUCCUCUCCCUCUCCAACGUUACCGAAAUUUUCCGUUUUCAAAACGCCCUACAAUCAAGAUUAUUAUUAUUCACCGUAUAAUUAUUACCCUUCCCCGUAUAAUAAUUAUUUCUAUAGCGUUAGCAACAACCCUUUCGACGAUUCCUAUUCGAAUAUCGAUACCACCCCACCCCCGAUUGAUAAUAAAGAAAAAACCAUCGAUAUUUCUUAUACCGAUAACUCCGAAUGUUUCCGGGACGUUAAUAUAGGUGGCGUGGCUAUCGCUCUACCUCACGGUAGUAUUUUAUUCGAAUGCGCCAAACACGAAUUGCACGCCACUACGGCCCUAAAAGUCCCAAAUAGAAUUUCCCCUACACGUAUUUCAUUAGUAUUUUACCAACAUAGAAAUAUGAAUAAACCCCAGCACGGUUUGGACGAGUACACAGAGAAAAUGAGACGGAAAUUAGACGGUAUCGAUAUCGAUGUUAGUCAUUCUCUAAAAACCAAUAAUGAUAUUGUCGUUAGAGCGCCGACGUUACCAUCUCAAAGUUUUACUACUGUUUUUCCAAUGUAUCCCUGUAUCGUUACAGGUCCUUAUCAAGAAAAAAUGCCCUUUGCGUAUCCAGACAAAACCUGAGAUGUAUUUGCUUCCGGUUUAUCCUAAUUUUAGUUGCAAGACUGCUUUAAGGUUAGAUCCCGUUAAACCGAGAUACAACCCGGAACCCCUGACAUCUGGUUAUAGUUUUUUAUUCGGAAAGGGUUGUCUGAUUCAUCUGAUUCCGGAAGAUAUUCAGGACGAAACCUGCAAAAAGAAUUAAAUAGAAAUACGAAUUGAAUGAAUCGUUGCAUCGGAUCGUUUUUUUUUAUUAUUUUUUUUCAACAAUAAUAGAAAGAUCGAAUGCAAUGAUUCAUUUUCAAAAAAAAAAUUAACGUAGUUUCGAAAAAUAAUUAAAAAAAAUAUUUUUCCUUUCUGAAAUUGAACCACUACUUUUUUUUAAAGAAACAAAAAGUUUAUAACCUCAAAUAUUUUCGAUAUAUAUAUAUAAAUAUGAGGCUGAAAUUAAUUUUUUUUUACAAAACUUCUAAUUUAUCUAGAACAAAAAUGACUUUUAUACUGCUUCUUUAACAAGCAUCUGUCAUUUGGUUCAUGUCAAAAUUUGAACAAUUUUUUCAAUAUAAAUAAAUCAAAAGUUCAGGGUUAACCUCAAAUAUUCUAAUAUUUUAAAUAAAUAUAAGGCUGGAAUUGAGUUUUCUUUGACAAAACUUUUGAAUUUUUGAGGAAAAAAUGACCUUAUACGAGGAUUGUUCCAAAUGGCAACGCUGCUUCUUUAACAAGCAUCUGUCAUUUGAUUCCUGUCAAAAUUUUUUCAAUAUAAACAAGUAAAAAAGUUAAGAGUUAACCUCAAACCUAAAUACAUAUAAAUAUGAGUCUGAAAUUGAAUUUGACAAGACUUCUGAUUUUUGAGUAAAAAAUGACCUUUGUAGAGAUUGGCAUUUAUUGACACGUCCUCGUAUCAUAAAAAUUUUUUAUAAAUAAAACAAGCCCAGCUCACAUAAAAAAUAAUGUUCAAUUCGACUUUUUUUCCAUUUUUCCAAUCACAAAGUAGUUUCUUGUCAAAUUUAUUAUUCCAAUUUUGACAGAAGUCAAACGGAAGAACUGCAGCUAAAAGAUCGGAACUUGCCAUUUAUCGAUGUACGCUUGUAUUAUAAAAUUGAAAAAAAAAUUAAAUGGGCAUAGCUUUCCAUAAAAAAUAAUAUCUAAUGAAUAUAGAAUUGAUUUUUUUCAAUUUCUCUCCUCAAAUCACCUAGUAGUUUGCUGUUAAACUCAAAAUAUUUUUUUUUUGAAUGACAAAUGACUUUUGACAGAAGGAGAGUAACCCUCGUAGUUAACAGACCCGAGAUUAAAAUUUAUUGACGCACCCACGUAUCAUAAUUUUUUUUCAAAACAAACAUAAAUGCAUUUGAAUUAAAUAGAUUCAUAAUUAAAAAAUUACUUAUAUAAAAAAUAUUCACUAUAGAUUAUCAUUCAACAUUCAUUUUUAACGAAUUUGGUUUUUAACUUACCUUGAUAUAAAAACGUGAUAUAAAUUCAUAAUUACUUCGAAUGUUGGUGAUACUAUUUUUAAACGUAGUAGAAAAACACUUUUUAACGAGUUGUAUUGAAAUUUUUAUUACAAAAACCAUUCGUUCUGAGCUUAUGCAUUAUUCAUUUCAGAUAAACAAAUAAGACAUUUAGUGUUUGAGGUUAACAACAAUGAAAUUCUUUUUUUAUGGCCUCUAUUGCUAUAAACGUAUAGUAAACAUCUAAAAGCAGUUCGUAGUACAUUAACUCAGCAGUCUUAUAAAAGAAGAAUUAAUAAUUUCAACGUAACUUUUGAUCUAAACAUCUAAAAGUAUUUUGUAGUACAUUAACAGUCGUCUUGUAAAAGAAGAAGAUUUAAUCGUUUCGACGUAACUUUAUUGUUAUAUUUUUCGAAACUAGCGUUUUUUUGUAAAGUAGUACGAAAUAAUGUGAGUGCCUCUGAUCUCGAACUAAAUAAAGUACAAAUAAAAUUGAUAAGUCUUUGCUGCUGCUAUAAUAGAAACUGAAGAUGAUACCAAAAAAAAAUAAAUAAGUCCAAGUUGUCUAUUAUCCUGCACAAGUUUUUUAUGAUCUUUAUCACAUUGCGGAUUUUUAAUUGCCAUUUUUAAGUUAAGUUAGUGUGUGAGACAAAAAAAAAACGCGAUUAUCAACUAAUCGACAAAUGUUACUCAGGUAAUAAGUUAACUUGAUUCACAAAAUACUUAAUAAAGUUAAAAAAAAGAAACUAGAUUAUAUUUUUUACUGUUGUGAAUAAAUGUAGUUUAUCGUGUAUUCGCUAAAACCAUUGAAUCUUCUUUAAUAUAGCUGUGUAAGUAAAAAAUUUGUUCAUAUUCACCAAUAUAUGAAUCAACUCAUUUUCUAAAUAGAAAAUAUUAUUUAAAAUCAAAUCAUAAGUUUGCUAAAUAUUUCGCUUUUAAUUCACAUAAGCUGUCUUAUCUAUUUAACCUAAGAAAUUGAGAGAAUGCUUAAAAUAGUUAAAAAAAAACAAAUAAUUUUCAAUUUCCAUUGAAAAACUUGAAAAUACUAAUUUGGACACCUUUUCUAUUCCACGUUGGUUCUUUAAUUUUGACUGCACAAGAACAAAUGUGCUAACGGAAGCUGAAGAUAUGUUGCACUUAAAACCUCUUUUAUGGUAUGUAAAUGCUUUCCAAUUUCAGGUAUAUCUAUUUACUUUCCACUAGUUGAAUCCGAAAAGUUCUGAUGUUAUUUACAUUAUUUUUUUGAAAUGGCUCCAACUGGACAACAUACAUUUCCUUAAUCGUUUCCAGAGCAAGAUUUCUCUUGUGCUCUGUUAAACUAUAUGACUUUAGAUGGGUCCCACCGUAGCGUACCAAAGUUUAGUGGCACCCGGGGCGGGAUAUUAUCUUGUCAUCCCCUCAGAAAUGAAUUCGAGUAUAUUUUCCAGUAAAAACAAACAGUUCAAAAUAAUCCCACAAAAAAAUUUAAAAUCAACCUUUUUACUGCCUCGAAAUUCAAGUAUAUUCCUGUUGUAGAACUUCCUCGUAGACCCCUGGGGGUCAGUCUAUAGGACCCAGCACGUGUUAACCACUGACACGUUUGACACAUGCAACCCACAAUUUUGUACUGAAGAGUGGUGUCUGGGGUAGCGUGGCACUAACGUAAAUUUUCAGAAAAAUUGUAAAUUGUCGGUCUGUGAAGACUUCAGAAGGUUAAAGAAUUUAAACCAUCAAUAAAAUGAUUCAAUUCAUUUUUUCAUUUCGAAAUCUAUUAAAUUCCUUAUGCGAUCUGAAUAGUAUUAUUUGUUUAUUGACUCGUUUGAUUUGCUUCUAGUAGUUAAUCAGUUGAAUAAAAUGGAUUUUACUCAUUCUAUCAUAUUGUAUUGUACCGAACACCUUUUGAAAAUCCAAAUUACUGGUUUUGGGUAGGAAUUUGUUGAUUAAAUAUCAGAAUGUUAAUUAAAAGUUGAAAAUUUAAAUUAAAGAUUAUAAUUAAAGGGUAUAUGAUUAUAAAUAUUUAUUUCUGGAGGUGUAACUAUAAAUAACAAUGCUUUAAACCCAUAAAGAAAUUAUUACAAUUUAAUUAAGUUGGAUUUAAUGAAAUUUUGGCGAAAACCGUCUUUUUUGUCAUUAGAAUGCGUUUAUUCACAAAUUGAGGUAGGUCUACCUCUAAUCUUGUAAAAUAGUAUAGUAGAAAAAAAUCCGUAAUUAUUGCCUUUACCAUUAAUUAUACAGUAUGUAGCCGUAAAUUGGAACUAUAUGAAAAACCCUUUCGGGAAAAAAGUUAUACCUGAUGAAAAAAUUUUCAAAUCGUUUACGAAGUUUAUCAAAAAGUACGAAUUUUACUUCUAGAUCAAUAUAAAUCAAAAGUUUGGUGAACAACAAUGUGUUUUUUAGCGAAAUUUAGUUUUGGAAAUCAAGAUGGUUUCCUGGAAUUUUUCUAUUUUCAUUUUUAUGGAACUUUUUAUCUUGAUUUGUUAAAUAACAUUUAUCUAUGGUUUUAAUAUUUGAUAAUUUAGAAAAUUGUCAUUAAAAACGACUUUCAUAUGAAUUUGUUCAAUUAGUUUUUUAUUUUAAAUUUUUUACAAACUUUUUUUUAAAUUAAUUGAAAAUAUUAUUACCAGUUGAUUGCGUUUUAGAUUUUAUAACUAAUCAAGAAUAACUUUUUUCUAAAAUAAAUAAAAAAGUUUUGCAUACGGUUACAACUUAAGUACAUAUACAGUAUGAUCACAUAUUAAUAUAAUUUAUUUCAUAAACUACAAAGGUUUUUAUGAGAAAUGUAAUAUUGUAUCUUAUUAAUAAGUAAACAAAAGAUAAUUUUUUUUGAAAUUUAUCAGUUUUUAUGUAAUUAAUUUUUUGUUUUGUUUAAUACACGGUACUGUACCGAGUGUAUCAAAUUCGAGGCGUAAAACAUUGAAAAAAUACAUUAAAAUGAAAAAAAGUUUUCACUAUUAAAAAAACUACAAAAACAGUUGACACUACAUAAUAUUUAAAAAAAAAAUUUUUUUUAUAUAUUAAUGAAGAUUAACUAAUAAAUUAGGUGGCUGUUAAAAAAUUUCUAGGUUAUGAUUGUGACUUUACUACACACGAUACACCGAAUUAAAAUCUUUUCAUCAAUACACACACACACACAUCAAUAAAAAAUAAAAGUAAUUUGAUACGCCAAUGAAACUUUAAGUAUUUAAGGAACACUUGGAGUAAAUUAACUAUAAUGUGGAUCCCCAUUAGGAUUGUGUACUACAAACCAAUUUUUAUAUUUCGACAAUUUUCGAUCAUCAAACAAGCGAUGCAUAUGUGAUCAUGGGUUUGAUGAGUGAACCCUAAGGGAUUAGUUGAAAAUUUGUGUAAAUAUUAGUGAGAUUACAAGAAAUUAUUUUAGAAAUUCUCCUUUAUUGAUGUUUUAUUUGGGUUUCCCCCAGGGAAAGCCUCGAAUUUGGGAUACAAUUCACCCCUAGUGACAUAAAUUUUAUAUCUAUUGCAUAAAUAUAUAAAAACCUUGUAUAUAUAUUUUUAUUUAUUUAUAUUAUUAUGUGAUCAAAUUAUGAAGAUUUUUAUCGUGAUUCGAAAGAUCGAAAUCGCUUAUUUGAGAUGUUGUCAGAUCUGGUUUUAAUAAGAUCAGUUUCGACGUUGUCUAUGAAGAGGCCAUGCGUGUUGUAAAUGGUAUGAUAUUAAUGUAUGCAUUUAUCUUUUCUAGUUUUUAAAAAUAUAUUUUUUGACGAAUAAUAAUAAUAAAAAAAAAUAAAGUAUUUAUAGUGUUCUUAAGAAGCCUACGAAAGUAAAUUAUUGUAUAGUGUUAGGAUUAUAUCCAGUCACUUCUUCGAAAAUAUAAAUAUGUUGAAAGAUGAAGUAAAUGAUGCCAAAUAUUUUAAAAAUAGAUUUAAAAAAAAUAAUAAUGAUAAAAAUGAAAUUGUAUUUAUUUUAUAUGGUAAAUUUCUUCCAAGGCCAUUUUUUUGGCAGCCAGACUUUUUUAUGUAUUAUAUUUUCCUUUUUAGCACUUUAUUUAUUUAUUUAUUAUUUAAUUUUAAAUUAAUAUAUACUAGAAAUAUAUAUUAUAUGAAUUUUUGUUUAUAUUUUUUUGCUGGGUUUAUUUUUUCAACGAAUUACCUCUCUAAAUUUUUUUUACCUUCAAUAGACUAUUUAAAGAUGAGGUGCAAUAUGUAAACACAGUAUUAUGUCGAAAAUCCGGCAAGAAAAUAUUAACAAAAUUUUUUUUCUGGAUUUAACCUGUUUUCUUUGCGACUUACGACAUUGGUUCGAAAUUUGAGUUUCUUAACGGUCCUAAAUUUAUUAUUCCUCGUUUUCUUUCAAACAAUUUUCAUGGAUAUAAUAAUAAAUUUGAAUUUUAUAAAAUGACUUGAGGGUUAAAACGUUUUGAUAUAAGGUGGCUCAAAAUUCUAUAUUUUUUUCAUCAUCUGUAUAAAAUAAACGAUAAAUAAAUUAUUAGUCUUAGUAUAAUCAGCAGUUGUACUUUUUUUUCAGUGUAAGUUUAUGAAAAUUUUUUGUUUUUCUCAAUUCAUUACUUCAAAGAUUUUUUUAUAUAUUUCAUGAGAAAUCGUUCUGAUUCUAGAUCUCUUUUGGGUAAAAAUUUGACGUUUCGCCUUAUUCUGUCAAAAUAUUUUGAUACGAGGUCGUAACGUCAAAUUUUGAACUGAUUUUCUAUCAAAAGAAAUCUAAAAACGAAAAAUUUUACAUUAUAUUCUCAUGCGGACCUCGCCGUACGAUAGUUAUCCGGUCACGUGUGUACUGGUCUUAAUUCUUCUUAUU
This is a messenger RNA of Diorhabda sublineata, 11266 nucleotides long. RefSeq names its product methylcytosine dioxygenase TET (gene Tet). Gene Ontology annotation, biological process: positive regulation of transcription by RNA polymerase II; oxidative demethylation. Bases 423 to 5099 code for a protein of 1558 amino acids. NCBI's taxonomy places the organism in Eukaryota, Metazoa, Arthropoda, Insecta, Coleoptera, Chrysomelidae. The transcript has 8 exons. The record is from RefSeq and is a predicted model, not a curated record. Gene Ontology annotation, molecular function: DNA 5-methylcytosine dioxygenase activity; DNA binding; zinc ion binding. Gene Ontology annotation, cellular component: nucleus.